AUGGAAUAUUCGAAGCCUCACGUCGCAGAAAUUGUCGAAGCGAAGCUGCGGAAACUGCACGAAAUAUGGGACGAAGUCGGUUACGACGAGAAGGGGAAGCAAGCGAGAGAGGAGCUCGUCAAGAGGUACCUGCAGCAGCUGCUAGACGACAUGAUAUCCGAAGAAGAGGGCAAAAAACUGUCUCUCGUGAGAUCCAUCGAGAGCCUCCUGCAGGAGUCGUUCCAGCUGAGCUCGGAAGUGGGCGGGGAGCUGUCCGCGGACGACCCGGAGUACGACGAGCUGCCGCUGCUGGAGGUGGAGAAGUCGCUCCAGAGGAAGGUGAGCGAGUACCGGGCGCUCAAGCGGGACCGCCUGGACAGGUACGCCGCCCUCAGGCUCCAGGAGAGGGAGCUGUGUCUGGAGCUGGGCACGCGGCCCAGGGAGGAGUUCGCCGACCUCGUGCCGACGGAGGAGCAGCUCGCCCACUUCCGGGCGUACCUGCAGGAGCAGGCGGCCGACAAGGACGAAAUGAGAGCUUACUUUGCUCGGACGAAAGCAGAAGUGGUGAGAAUAAUGACCGAACUCGGCAUGACUCCGCUGCUGGACUUUGAGAAGAAAGUGUUCUCGGAAGAUGGUGCCGGGCUCGAAAUGACCAGAGAGAACGCGAGUAAGCUCAGGGCGCUGCACGAAGAGCUGAUUCUGAAGCUGGACUGUACGAAGGCGCUGGCUGCCGAGCUGAGAGAGAAACUGAGUGGGCUGUGGGAGACGCUGGAAGAGGACCGGCGCGUCACGGCGGGCUUCCUGCGGGCCCACCAGGGACACUCGCCGUGCACCAUAGAGGCGCUCAAGCGGGAACUGGCGCGCUGCCAAGAGCGGAGACGGCACAGCAUCAAGGCGUGCGUGGAUAAGAUCAGGGCGGAGCUGGCCGACCUCUGGGACAGGUGCUGCUUCGGCGAGCGCCAGCGGCACAAGUUCGUGCCCUACUAUCUCGACUGUUACACCGAGGACUUGCUGGAACUGCACGAGCUGGAAGUGGAGAGGCUCAAGAGCUUCCUGGAGCGGCACGCGGACGUGUUCCAGCUGGUGGAGAAGAGGCGGGAGCUGUGGGACGCGAUGGUCGACCUGGAGGACGUGGCCUGCGACAAGAAGCGGCUGUUCGACAACCGCGGAGGGCGCCUCCUGGCGGAGGAGAGGCAGAGGAGGGUGGUGCAGAAGGAGCUGCCCAGGGUCGAGGAGCAGCUGCUGCAGCUGGUGGAGCGCCUCAGGGCGGAGAACCGCGAGCAGUCGCUGCUCUUCUACGACCGGGAGCUGCCCGACUUCAUAGAGGGUCAGUGGAGGGAGUUCAGGGAGAGGAAGGCGCUCCGGAGGGCGGCGGCGGCGUCGCACACCGACUGCCGCCCCAAGAGGAAGCUGUGCGCGUCGGCGUCGGCGUCGGCGACCGCGGAGACGCCGACGGGCGCCGCGGCGCUGGUGCCCCGGGCGCUGUUCGGCGAGCGGCCAGCGGGGGCGGAGGGGGCGGAGGGCCCGGCCAAGAGGCGCCGGCUGCAGCCGCAGCCCCGGGAUCUGAUUUUGUGUGGAAAUUUCAGCUCCAAGAAGUAA
Schistocerca nitens (vagrant locust) is the source of this 1578-nucleotide messenger RNA. Its product is annotated as protein regulator of cytokinesis 1-like. NCBI's taxonomy places the organism in Eukaryota, Metazoa, Arthropoda, Insecta, Orthoptera, Acrididae. Gene Ontology annotation, molecular function: microtubule binding. Gene Ontology annotation, cellular component: spindle; cytoplasm; mitotic spindle midzone. The transcript has 2 exons. Bases 1 to 1578 code for a protein of 525 amino acids. Gene Ontology annotation, biological process: microtubule cytoskeleton organization; mitotic spindle midzone assembly. The record is from RefSeq and is a predicted model, not a curated record.